Spodoptera littoralis (African cotton leafworm) is the source of this 1233-nucleotide messenger RNA. The record is from the annotation of a GenBank genome assembly. NCBI's taxonomy places the organism in Eukaryota, Metazoa, Arthropoda, Insecta, Lepidoptera, Noctuidae.
AUGGGAAGGCACGCAGAAUGGAGAAGAAAUGCUAAAAAGCAAAGAAGAAAACGUAUUCGAACACUUCAAGCUACGGAAAGAGAAAAAAAAUUCUCAACUGAAUGGUAUGUAAAACAGCAAGAAAUAGAAGAACAAUUAAUUCUUGAACAAAUUAAUAAACAAAAUGAGGAAGAAAAUAAAAAAUGGAUUGAAGCUGAAAAAAUUGCAAUUGCUCAGUGGAAAAGACUCCAAGAAGAAAAAGAGAGGGCCACACAGAAGCAAUUGGAACAAGAAGCUAAGAUGAAACUAGAAUAUGAGUUGGAACAAGAAAGGAAAAAGAAAGAAGAAGAAAGAAUAAAAGCUUCUGAAGAAGAACAAAAAAGAAAACAUAAAAUGUUUAUGGAUCAUUUGGAUAAGUUCUUAUCAGGAGACUCAGUUGAGCCUCCACCUGAAUUAAAAGUGGUUCGCGAAACAAGAUCAGAUGCUGAACUCUGUCCAUUUUUCACUAAAACUUCAUGCUGUCGAUUUGGUGACCAGUGUUCAAGAAAUCAUCAAUAUCCAGGCAUUAGCAGAGUUUUAUUAGCCUCAAACUUUUACAUCCACUUUGGGCUAAGUAAUGCAGAUAUCAAUGAAUACGACACUGAUAUCAUGCUAGAGUAUGAAGAUAGCGAAACAUAUAAAGAAUUCAAAGAAUUCUUCUAUGAUGUAUUGGUUGAAUUUGAAAAAUUUGGACGAAUAGUACAAUUUAAGGUGUGCAAUAAUUAUGAGAAGCAUCUUCGGGGCAACACAUACAUAGAAUUUGCUGAGCUACGAUGUGCUGUUGCUGCUUAUCGAGCUUUACAUACCCGCUGGUAUGGCGGUAGACAGCUCUCCUUACAAUUUUGUAACAUAAAUUCCUGGAGCAAUGCCAUAUGUGGACUUCAAUUACGAAGGCGUUGUCCUAAGGGUCGAGCAUGCAAUUUUCUGCAUGUCUUCAGAAAUCCGAAUAACUUAUUUAAUCAUAAUCAAAAUUAUAAUCCCGAACGUGAGAAAGAAAGGAGUUCCCGUUCGUCAGCUCGAUCGUGGCGGUGGUCUGAAUCUCCAGAGAGAGAACCAUUGAAAAGAGUCAGUUCAAGACGUGACGAAAGUAGUGAAAGGCGUCAUCGAAGAUCACGCCACCGCGACCGUGAAGACGACGAUUAUGACGAUGAUGAUGAUGAUGAUGAUAGAUAUUACCGUCGAACAUCAUCCCGGCGCAGUAGUCACCGUCGAUAA